AUGAUCCGAAACCUUAUAUCGCCCAAUCUAUCUCCACGAACUAUUCAUCGCAUCUUUGUCUUCCAGAAUGGGUUGUUCUCUUUUUCACGUAGAGAUAAUGCCUUUCGUGGAUUUUCGUCGACGUCAUUUGCAUGUAAAAAGAAUAAGGUUUCAGAUAAUGUCAGUGACCAAAAUAAAGCGUAUAGCGGAACUUUAUUAUUACCGAAGACGAAUUUUCCGAUUCGGGCCGAUGCAGCAAAUCGAGAACAUUUAUUUCGCGAUAGAUGUACCAAAGAAUUGUACUUCUGGCAAUUAGAGAAUAAUCCAAAAGAUUUAUUCAUAUUGCAUGAUGGUCCACCAUAUGCUAAUGGGCAUUUACACAUUGGACAUGCGCUGAAUAAGAUUUUAAAAGACAUAAUAAAUCGUUAUAAGGUGUUGCAAGGACAUAAAGUCAGUUAUGUCCCAGGAUGGGAUUGUCAUGGAUUACCAAUUGAAUUAAAAGCUUUAUCGGAACUUCGGAGUGCCGAGAAAUUAAAAAUGACUCCAAUGCAAAUUAGAACUACAGCAAGAAAAUGCGCAUUAGAGACAAUCGAGUUACAGAAAUUGGACUUCAUGAGUUGGGGAAUAAUGGGUGAUUGGGAAAAUCCUUAUAGAACUCUUGACAAAGAAUAUGAAAUCAGACAGUUGAAAGUUUUUCAUGAAAUGAUGAAGAAAGCAUUGGCUGAGGCAGAAUUGGAAUAUAUGGAAUAUCAGUCUCGGUCCGUAUAUGUAAAGCUCCCUAUCAUCGAGUUUCCAAAGGAUUUAGAAGAAUUUCCCCCCAAAAAUGUUUAUGCAUUAAUAUGGACCACGACUCCUUGGUCUCUUCCAGCAAACCAGGCAAUAGCAGUCAAUUCAGAAUUAGAUUACUCUGUUGUUAGUCCUCUUUCAGCUAAUGAUAACAACACAGAUAGUUACCUAAUUGCAAAUGAAAGGUUGGAAUCGUUACAAAAUAUUAUAGGUACAGAGCUGACUAUUAAGUCUACUUUUACAGGACAGAAACUUGUCGGGACCAGCUAUACCCAUCCAAUUACAGGAAUGAGGUGUAACAUUAUUGGUGCGUCAUUUGUGACCGACAAAUCCGGAACUGGACUAGUACAUUUGGCAUCUGGACAUGGAUCAGAUGAUUAUGAAGCAUGUAGAGAAUCAAAUAUACCAAUAUUUAGUCCUGUUGAUGAUUCGGGGAGGUUUACUAGUGAUGUUGGUGAACCCUCUUUUGAAGGAAAGAAUGUACUCACUGAUGGUACAACAGCUGUAAUUGAUUUUUUGAGAGAUAAAAGCAUUUUAGUUAAAGAAUCAAAAUUUACUCAUAAGUAUCCUCAUGAUUGGAGAACAAAGAAGCCAAUAAUUACCAGAGCUGCGCCUCAAUGGUUUGCUAAUGUAGAGGCUUUUAAGAGAAGAACCCUUGAAACACUUAUUGAUAUCAAAACAAUUCCUUAUAAUGCACGAAGCGUAUUGAGUCAGUACAUUCUAUCAAGAAACGAGUGGUGCAUAUCACGCCAACGAUCUUGGGGUGUUCCGAUACCCGUCUUAUAUAAUGUAGAAACGGAUGAGCCACUUUUCACAGUAUCUUCUAUUGCCUAUAUCAUUGAAAUUUUUAAAGAACGUGGCACGAACGCAUGGUGGGAGUUAGAAGAAAAGGAAUUAGUGGCUCCUGAGUUUAGAAAUAAUGGUGUAGAAUAUAAACGUGGGAUGGAUACAUUGGAUGUUUGGUUUGAUAGUGGAGUCUCUUGGACUUUUAUUUUAGAAAAAUAUAAAAGACAGGAUCCCCAUUCCAUUUCCGAUUUGUAUCUAGAAGGAACUGAUCAAAAUCGCGGAUGGUUCCAAUCUUCUUUAUUGACCUCUGUCGCUGUAAACAACAAGGCACCAUAUUCUACAGUUGUUACUCAUGGAUUUGUGCUUGAUGAGAAAGGUCGUAAAAUGUCAAAAUCACUGGGAAACAUUGUCACUCCGGAUACCAUUAUCAAAGGUGGAAAGAACAAGAAAGAAGAACCAGCAUAUGGUGCUGAUGUAUUAAGACUUUGGGCUGCAUCAUCGGAAUAUGUUAAGGAUAUAAAUAUUGGAAGCACUGUUAUGAAUCACGUAGCUGAAUCGAUGAGAAGAUAUAGGAAUACUGCGAGAUUCAUGCUAGGGAAUUUAAAUAACUUUAAUUAUAAUCAGUUGAUGAAAUACGAGGAUCUCAAAUCGAUCGACAGAUAUGCUUUGUAUGAACUUUAUCAUUUUGGGAAGGCCGUUAACUCUGGCUAUGAAGAUUUUGCAUUUAACAAAGUUGUCCAAACACUGAAUAACUUCUCGAGCGUGACACUGUCUGCGUUCUAUUUUGACAUAGUGAAGGAUCGACUAUAUGCUGAUCAUGUAGAGAGUUUGAGUAGGAGAAGUGUCCAAUCGGUUCUAUAUCAUAUUCUAAACAUGUAUACAAGGUCGAUUGCUCCAAUAGUCCCACACCUUGCAGAAGAGAUAUACGAAAAUUACAAGAUCGUUGAGCCAGAAAAACAUGAUAGUGUAUUUAAACUAGGGUGGUAUGAUCUA
Acaulospora morrowiae is the source of this 2544-nucleotide messenger RNA. The record is from the annotation of a GenBank genome assembly. NCBI's taxonomy places the organism in Eukaryota, Fungi, Glomeromycota, Glomeromycetes, Diversisporales, Acaulosporaceae.